Molecule: messenger RNA, 8383 nt
Organism: Mercenaria mercenaria
Lineage: Eukaryota; Metazoa; Mollusca; Bivalvia; Venerida; Veneridae
Product: unconventional myosin-XVIIIa-like
Exons: 39
Cellular component (GO): myosin complex
Molecular function (GO): cytoskeletal motor activity; ATP binding; protein binding
Source: RefSeq, a predicted model, not a curated record
AAAAGAAAAAAAUCAUGCGCAAAAUACUCUGGUCAUACAGCUUGCAAAAAUCGCAAUAAAGUGUAUUUCACGACACACCGGAAAAAUCAAUUUCGGAGGAAGCGUUUCGGCUUUCCUACAGGUUUUCAAUUGAAUUAAGGAAAUAUCAUAUAUAUGCAACAAGAUGUUUAGUUUCAUGAAAAAAGACAAGGAACAUAAGAAGGAGAAGGAAGAAAAGAAAAAAGAAAAGAAGGAGAGAAAAGAGAAGGAAAAGAAAGACAAACACAGAGAACAUACUACACCAGAGGAACUUAACAGGUUAGAAGAAAUUAAAAGAGGUGUUUUUAAAAGAAGGAGUGACAAAAAGAAAGAUGGAGGGGUGUCUCCUGAUGAUGACGAUGGGGGUUUUCUUCAGAGGGAUAGUGAUAGUAGUACAAGUUUAGGAAGUGCUGGCAGACUUAGUCCUGGUCGUGAAAACCGAGGAAGUGGAGAUACAAAUCAAAAACAUGGCCCGCCAACUAUGCCAAAACCUAGUAUAAAAGGAAUAUUGAAAUCCAAAGGAGAUAGACAGAAUGUGUCGGAAAAUCUUGAUGAUACUGCCACAUUGAAAUCCAAUACAUUAUAUAAUGUUGAAAUGUCUGGACAUCCUGUUGAGAAUGAGAAACCAAAGGCUGCUCACAGGGGUUCCAAGGGGUCAAUAAAAGACAGGCCCCCAGAGUUUACACCUCCCCCGCCCCCAGACGAACCACCCCCAGAAAAGACAUUCAAAGCUACAUUAAAGUUACCAGAAAUAAUUCCUAGUAAACCACCUAGAGUAAGAGAAUUGGUAAUUAACAGAAGUAAAAGCGGGGGAUUUGGAUUUACACUUAGAAAAGGUACAAUUACACAGAAAGGGAGUGAUGGGAAAGAUGUUAAGCAAACAGUUAUAUUUGCCGAACCAGGAGCAGGUCAGAGUAGUUCACAUACUGGACUUAUCCCAGGUGACAGGUUAAUUGAGGUGAAUGGCGUUAACGUAGAACACACUCCACGAGAGGAGGUAAUCGAUAUGAUAAAGAAGACCGGCGAUACAGUAGUGCUAAAGGUACAGCCAAUUCCAGAGCUAGUGGAGCUUUCAGUUAGGCCAUCAGUGGAUGGGUCUUCAGUAGAGAUACAUGAUGAUCAUGUAAAAGGUGGAACCCUUAAAAGAAGCGGGAGCCUGCGAUACAAGAAAGCUCCGGCAAGAUCUGAGACUGAAGUGCAGUCAGAGAAAACAUGGAUGGAUGCAGAGCGUGUGUGGCUCGUUCACAAGGGAGGGUUUGCAUCGGCCAGUCAACUGAAAGGGGAGGGACACGGUCUGCCAGAGGGACGUGUAAAGAUUCGACUGGACCAUGGUGGAGAGAUCCUGGAGGUGGAUGAGGAUGAUGUGGAAAAGGCAAAUCCACCACAAUUGGAUAGAGCAGAAGAUCUAUCGCUGUUAAGAUAUUUAAAUGAAUCGAGCGCACUUCACACAAUACGGCAGCGAUAUGGCGGCAAUCUUAUACACACGUAUGCAGGACCAUCACUUAUUGUUGUCAAUCCAAUGCAACCAUUGCAGAUUUAUUCAGAAAAGGUUAUUCAGAUGUUCAAGGGAUGUAAACAAGAAGAUAUGCCACCACAUAUAUUUGCCUCAGCACAGAUUGCCUAUCGUGAAAUGUUGAACACUCGUCAGGAUCAGUCCAUUGUGUUCAUGGGUAGAAGUGGUAGCGGGAAAACGUACAAUGUUCAUCAUAUACUACAAUACCUUACAUUAAGUGCUGGGACAGUCAAUAAUGUUUUAACAGUGGACAAGCUGAGUGCAAUGACGAUGUUACUGGAGGCAUUUGGUAAUAGUAGGACUAUACUGAACACUAGUGCUAGCCGGUUCUCUCAGUUGACAACGUUAGAUUUCGACCAUAAUGGACAAGUAGUGUCAGCAUCGGUACAGGUACUCAUGUUUGAGAAGACAAGAGUGGUGAGGCGGCCAGAGGGAGAGCCAACAUUUCAUGUGUUCUAUCAGUUACUGGCAGGAAUGGAUUCUAAACUAAGGUCUGAAUUACAGUUGAACAAUCUAAAUGAUCCCAAUCUGUUCAUGACACCUCUACAAAAGACUGAGGACAAACAACGAGCCAUGCAAUACUGGGCAAAGAUCUACAGUGCAAUGGAUACUAUAGGAAUGAAUGAGGAUGAAAUCAAAUCUAUCUGUGCAGUUCUGGCUGCUAUAUAUCAUCUAGGUGUAGCUGGGGCUGUUAAAGGAAAUAACAACAAAGGUCAGUUUGCACGACCUGCAGGUGCUCAGCGUGCCGCCAGUCUCCUGGGUAUAUCUGUUGAGGAACUUGCAAGGAAUAUAUUCUCCUCCUCUGGUACCGCAACCCUAACAAGGAACACAUCCAUGCGCAACAGUCCAGCUAAGGACAGUGAGGCUCAUACCACAGCCAUGGAAGCCCUUGAGGGCUUUGUGGUUGGAUUGUACUCAGAUGUCUUUAAUGCAAUAGUCUCCAUGAUAAAUAGAUCUCUGUCCUCAAAUUACCGAUCCAUGGCAUCCGUCACAGUGCUCGACACUCCCGGCUUCCAGAAUCCUGCAACAUGCGGUCGACAGUCUGGUGCAAGUUUUGAAGAUCUCUGUCAUAACUACACUCAGGAGAAAUUACAACUUCUCUUCCAUGAUCUGGUGUUCACCACACCCCAGGACCGCUAUAGUCAGGAGAAUAUAGACUGUGAUUUUGAGUUUGUUACAACAUCUCCAGCAGCAAUGGUGUCACUGAUAGAAAAACCUCCUCAACAGACCCUGCAUUCAAAGCCACGACCUUCAAGUUAUCAUGAAAGCAAGGAGACCCUGCAUGUUAAUGAUCACUUUUCCAAACUUGGCCGGAACCAUGAUCAUGAAAACCAACUCAAGGUCAAAGGUCAAGGUCAUCAUGCUAAAGAAAAUAGAAGAAGUUGGUCUACGUCAAGUGAAAGUCAGCAAAAAGGGAAAACUCGAGGUCACUCUCCACAGAGAAGUCAUUCAACAUCUAGUGAACAUGGAUUCUCGUCCAAAAUUCCUGUGAAAGUGACCUCAAGUUUGAAAUCUUAUCAGCACCUGUGCCAGACUGGAAGUUACCAUAGUAACCAAGGUCAUCACCAUGGUGACCAUGAUGAGGUGCGAACGUCUACUCCAGAAGUGAGAGAGGCAGAGAAGAAAGGGUUGCUAUGGAUACUGGACGAGGAAGCCAUAUUCCCAGGGGCAACAGAAGACUCAUUCAUGGACAGGUUUUUCGGUUACCAUGGCGAACAUAAAGUGAAAAGAGACAGCCUGCUUCGAAAGGCAUCAUCUCUAGGGAACACGUUCAUCCUGAACCAUUUCCAGGGCACCAACCCAGUCCAGUACAAUGCUGAUGUUGAUUAAAGGUGUGCAGAGAACCCUAUUCCCAAAAUAGCAACACAAGUCUGCAGGUUCCAAAAACGGGCUAAUAUCAAGGAACUAUUCAACAGCGUUAAGGCACCUGUUGGAGGAAUGGUCAGUGGGUCUAUAGUAGGAAUGGAAGGUUCCACUUCACUACGAAGGGUGGGCAGCAUGAGAAGAACAUUCAUGUCUGGUACAGCUGGACUCAAGAAACGAUCCAUGUGCCUGCAAGUAAAAUUCCAAGUGGAUACUAUUAUUGAGACAUUGAGAAAAACCAAAUGUCAUUUUAUCCACUGCCUACUGCCUCAAGCUAAUGCUGGACUGUGCGAGCUGAGCCGCCCGACAGAUAUGGCACCUGAGAAACCCGACGAUAUACUAAUGAAUGUGACUCUAGUCCGAGCUCAGUACAGAGGCAACGAAAUCCUGGAGUCAGUCAGGAUUCAUAGACAAGGUUUCCCGGACCAUUUAACUUUCGGAGAGUUCAUACAGAAGUUUGAAGGUCUGGUUCCACCUAGUGCCAAACCCACCCCGGAUAUGAAUGAGAAAUCAUCUGUGAUACAAAUUGUGGAGAAUUUAGACAUAGACAAACUCAACUAUAGGAUUGGACUUAGUAAGGUGUUUUUCCGAGCUGGUGCAUUGAACCGACUGGAGUCAUCACGUGAUGACCGGGUGACAGGAAGGAUCACUGAAUUCCAAGCAUACUGCAGGGGUUACAUUGCUAGGAAAAGAUUGGCAAAAAUAAGAGUCCAGCACGUUGCAAUUAGCUGUAUACAGAAGAACGUUCGUAAGCAUUACCAGAUACGCGACUGGGCGUGGUGGAAGUUGUAUGUCAAGGUCAAACCACUGCUGAACGUCCACAGAACCGAGGAGGAAUUACAUGAAAAAGAGCUUGAGUUGGAACAGAUGAAGACGAAGUUAGACAGGAUUGAAAAAGAGAGAAAUGACUAUAAGCAACAGAUGGAUAAAUUGGAAAAUAGAGUGGUGGAGAUGCAAGCUGACCUUGCAGAGGAGAAUACAACUGCCACACAAGCCUCUGAGAUGCUGGAGACAGAGAGUGCAGAGAGAAUGAGGCUAGAGAAAGAACUCAAAGAAGUUCAGGGAAAAUAUAAUGCUUUAAAACGUAACCAUGACAAGUUGGAGAUGGAGAUGACACAGGUUCGGUUAUGGCAGGCGGAGACACUCGACGGAGACAUGGACGAAGAUGACGUUGAUGCUGAUAUUUACAAGGAGAGAUAUGAGCGGAUUCGAAAAGAACUGACAUUUACUCGGAAGAAGAUGGCACAGCAACAUGAGGAGGACCUAGAACAAGAACAUAAUUCAAAGAAAGCAGUUGAGAAAAGGUUGCAUGAGGCACUGGAGGACGUGGAGGAUUUACGACGUCAACUCACCUCCGCAAAAAAGAAGUCCACGAAGCUAAUGUCGGAGAUGCAGGACUCUAAACUACAUCUAGAGGAACAAAUGUCUCGAAAUAAUGAUCUCGAGCGAAAACAAAGAAGAUUCGAUACAGAGUUAAGUAAAAGUCAAGAUGAGGCACGUCAAGAGAAAACUCUGAAGGAAAAACUUCAAAGGGAACGAGAUACACUGGCAGCAGAUAAUUUCACACUUGAAAAGGAAGUGCAGAGAUUGAAGGGAGAUAUGGAGUCCCAAGAUGCCAAGUACGAACGUCUACAGAAAGAGCUUGGCGAUACUCUGACAUCAGCUGGACACAAGGAUGAACAUGACAUAUCAGUAUUGAAAAAGGCGAAGGCAGAUCUGGAGGCCAAGGUCAUUGAUCAAGAAGAGGAACUUGAUGAUCAGGCCGGACAGAUACAACAGCUAGAGCAGACCAAAGUUCGAUUAGAAAUGAACUUAGAAAAAAUGCGACAACAAAACAUGAAAGAUAUAGAAGAGAAAGAUCAGGAGAUGGAAGAUCUAAGAUACUCAACACAGAAAAAGUUAAAACAAAUGGAAGCUCAGAUGGAAGAGGAGUAUGAAGAGAGGAAGUUGAUGAUGACAAAGAACAGAGAUCUCGAGCAGAGGUUACAGGAUCUUCAGGGACAGGCAGCACAGAGAGAUAAAGGUGCUGAGAAAAGGUUACGUAAAGAUUUACGUAAAACAAAAGCUUUGCUCAAAGACGCGGAAACAGUAUUGCAUAAACAGAGAACAGGGGAGGGUUCAAAGGCACAAGUUAGACAACUCAGGAAUCAAUUGGAGGACCUGGAGUAUUCGGCAGCUAGUGCAAUAAAAGCCAAGAAAACCAUGGAACUGGAGCUGGCAGAUCUUCAACAACAGCUUGAUGAACUCUUCAAAUCUAAACAAGAGAUUGAGAACAAGAGUAUGACAUUAUUACGAGAGAAGACAGAGGUACAGUCACAGUUAGAGGAGAAUGAAGAAGAUAUGGCAGAUAUUUUGAAGAAAUACAAGGCAGUGGUACAACAACAGACUGUGGAUCAGAUCACUAUGAAUGAUCAACUUGCUCAGAUAGAGGAACUUACAUCAGAAAGAGAUAAACUCAGAUCUGAGGUGAGUGACUUAAAAACAAGAGUUCAGACCUUUGAAGACGGUAGUGUUGAUAAAACAGUGGUUCAGAGAUUAGAGAAUAAAAUACGAGAUCUCGAGGCAAGGCUUGAGCUAGAGACCACAAACAAACACAGAUUAGAGGUCCAAGUGAACAGGAUGAAGGAACAGGCAGACAAAGUGGCAGAAGAGAAGGACCAUUUGUCGUCUGCUAAAUCUCAGGCAGAAGAGAACAUCAAGAAGGUUCAGAGACAGUUACGAGAUUUGAGAGAGGAAUUCUCAGAUGUUCAAAAGAGAGAACUAGAAAUGGCACAUAAGUUUAAAGAAAAUGAAAACAAGGUGGCAGAACUAGAAGGAGAUUUCGAGCAGAAUCAGUCUGACCUGAAACUUGCUUUUAAGAGAAUAGCCGACCUUCAGGCUGCUCUGGAGGAAGGGCUUGAGAGUGACGAUGACUUCUCUGAUAGUGAUGUAGAUGACGAAGACGAUUCUGGGUCUGAUAUUGACACAUUUUUAGCCAAACAUAAACGCUCACCAUUGAUUGGACGAAGGAGAAGUCUUGACAGUGAUUCCCGUUCCAGGUUGACAUCAGCGUCAAGUUAUUUGACCGACACACCAUCUAGUCCGAGAUUAACAAAUAGCAUAGAACAUAGUGAUGCCUGACACUAGCUCCAUCUAGGACCAGUCUUCAUUUACCAAAAUCCGGGACAUGUGCAACAUACUAUAUACAGGAAUUCGAAAGAUGUUUACGCUAUGCCUGAACUUUGACCUUUUGAUUAUAGGAAAAGGUCACUGCACUGAACUUUGAACUUUUUAACAUAGGUCACUGCACUGAAUUUCGACCUUUUGAUCAUAGGGAAAAGGUCAUUGCACUGAACUUCGACCUUUUGAUGUAUAAAAAAAGUCACUGUGCUGAACUUUGACCUUUUGAAUGUAAAGGUCAUUGGAAUGUCAUUCUCAUCCAUCAGUGGCAGACAUAGUCUCGAGAAGAAGCUGUGAACCAGGAUAGACCUCUGCUAUGCAAGAAUGCAGCCAGACACUUGCUAAAGUGGACACUUAACUUCAAUAAUAGAUGAAUUUUAUAAUUCUGCAGAGUGUAUCAUAGAGCAGAGUGAUUUGUUUCAACUCUGAACAAAGGUCAAGUGCCAAAUUUAAAGGGUCAAGGUCGGAAUGUACAAUAUAAAUAUACUAGUAACUGUAUGAUAUGAGAGACUUUUUGACCUCAUUGUGGGAUGAAGUGAGACUAACCAAUUGUGAUAAUGUGAAAUGCGUAUAGUGAGAGGGUGAAAAAAGUGGAGGAUCCAACAGUUUCAAUAAUCAGUUACUUACGAUAUCUUUACCAGACGUAUAUAUGUAUCCAUUAAUACACAUUUAUGUUUUCUUAUAUAAAGGUAGUUCAAUUAAUCCCUGUAGAAGUGGGGACAGUAGAAAUGGGGACAACAAUCUGUUAACUAAGGUUUAAUAUUAAGUUGAGACAGCUGUUAGAUGAUGUAAUAAUUACAUCCAGUAUAUCCAAUACUAUACAGGGCUUAUUAAUGUUAAGUGGGCAGUAGGUUAAGGUUGUUGAAUUUGAACCACUUGUCCCUUAUCUGAGAUGGUUCGAGCCUUGGAUUGGUUGUUAUGAGGAAGCCAUCCAGCUAGCUGAUGGAAGGUUCAUGGCUCAACUAAGAUGUCCGAGUCACAGUCUGACAUGACCUGAAUUGUGUUGAGUGAUUAAAAAAACCAACAGAAUUGUUGAUGUCUGUAUAUAAGGGAUUGGAAACAGUAUUUUGACUUGCUGCGUAAUAUUUCAAAUUUGUAAUUGUACUUACUGGAAGCUAUAAAUUAAAUCUGCUUCAAAUAGGGAUAUUCCCCACUGAAUGAAAUAGAAAUUAUACAAGGACACUGAAAUAAAUAUUUAUUGUCUGCUUAUUUAAAGAUAGAAGCAUUUCUUCAUUCUUUUCUCUUAUUCUCAUAUAUUCAACUGAAUAGUUCCCUGUAUGUGCAGUUUAAAUUUUUUUUCUUUAAAGGGACAUGUCUUCAGAUUGAUGUCAACUUUUUGGAAACUUGAGAACAAUUUGUAGUCAAUUGCGGUAUGUAAAUGUGGUAAUCUGUACCGUAGUAUUUACAUUAAAUAAUCUAGAAAAAAAAUCUUGUGAUGUACAUUGUAGUUGAAUAUAUAUAAAAUUUGCUUACACCCACUUAGUCUUCAGGUAAAAACUGAGAAGAAAACUAUGAUUUACAAGAAAUCUUUUUAGUGUAUGUCAAAAUAAACCAAACUUGAAUCAUGUUCAUCACUUAUUUUCAGUUAUCUUAAGACAUUCUAUUUUGAAAGUUAAAUAUUUUGUUAUUCUGGAAUUAUGUCCCUUUAAAGUGGAGAAAACAUUUGAUGAAGUGUGACUGUACCACUGAUUUAUGUUAAGUGUGAGUGAAAACAGUGCUGUUGUAUAUACAUGUACAUUGUAUGGCAUAUUUAAACUUGAACUACUGUUUUAAUUAUAUUUAUGAAAUAUCCGAUUUAAAAAUGGAAUAAAGAAAAUUCUGUAAACUGAA